GAUGCAUGAUGGCUGGGCCUGGAUUGGUUUUUUAGAGCACAAGCUGGAGAAGACCAAGAAGAAAGGUACGAAGACCCGAAGGAAGCUGCGAUAUCCGAACGAUCCUGAAGGGCACGCAAAGAAGGCGCAGCAGCAAAAGUACUGGGAAGACGUCAAGGCCACGUGA
Molecule: messenger RNA, 166 nt
Organism: Symbiodinium pilosum
Lineage: Eukaryota; Dinophyceae; Suessiales; Symbiodiniaceae
Source: the annotation of a GenBank genome assembly